Molecule: messenger RNA, 1291 nt
Organism: Ilex paraguariensis (yerba mate)
Lineage: Eukaryota; Viridiplantae; Streptophyta; Magnoliopsida; Aquifoliales; Aquifoliaceae
Source: the annotation of a GenBank genome assembly
UAGGGCAUCGACCAAACCAGAUUGCGAAGUUGAAACAGAGAAGACAGAGAAAUAUUAUGAACAUCAUUCCGACAAAAGGAUUGUCUCUCUUCAACUCUCUCAUACACUCCUCCAAAGGUGCUCUUCCAGCAUAUUAGUCGUGCACCCAAGAUUGGGUUUGUGAAUUUGUUGCAACCCAGAGGAGGAUUUAGAGGAGGUAUUGCGAAGAAAAUGGCUUGGAGUUUAGAGAAAUGCGAUGUGAAUGGGGAAACCAACUUGGGGCUGGUUCGACCGGCGACAGAGGAAUAUGCUGAAGAGGCAAUUGAAGCUCUGAAAGUUGGGAAAGUCAUAGCAGUGCCCACUGAUACACUUUACGGAUUUGCUUGUGAUGCUUGUUCUAUGGAAGCAGUUAAUAGGAUUUAUGAGAUCAAAGGGCGUAAGCAUACGAGCCCUCUUGCAAUUUGUGUGGGGGAUGUACAUGACAUACAACGUUUUGCCAUCACGGAUCAUUUGCCUCGAAGUUUGCUUGAUUGUCUCCUUCCAGGACCUGUUACUGUGGUGUUAAGGCGAGGGGACUCGAGUAUUCUUGAGAAGUCAUUAAACCCCGGAUUGGAUAGCAUAGGAGUUCGAGUGCCUGACUGUAACUUUAUCAGGGUUAUUGCCCGUGGUUCUGGAAGCGCAAUGGCCCUUACGAGCGCAAACCUUAGUGGCAGGCCUAGUAGUGUAGACAUCAAAGAUUUUGAGAAUCUUUGGGAGCAUUGUGCAUACAUCUAUGAUGGGGGUGUACUUCCAUCGGGACGUGCUGGAUCAACAGUUGUGGACCUUACCAAGCUAGGAAAGUACAAAAUUCUGAGACCAGGGAGUGCAGAAGAAGAGACUGUUGCAAUCCUUGAGAGACAUUCGCUACUGGAAGAUGGAACUGCUACUUAACGAGAGUUUCAAUUUCAUACAUGACCUUCAAUAUGUUAAGAAUUUAUUGGUCAGUUGACGAAGGGGCAGGCUAUGCUUGAGUGUAUACGGGCACAGCGCCACCAUACAGAACUGUUGAAGAUUAAUUUGAGAUUAUCCCCCAUGCAUGUUCUUGGGAGGCUUCACAAGGUCCUCAACAUUUGUGUCAUAAACUGUUGUCAUUCUACAAAAUUUGUGCACCCAAAGUUCUAAUGGCAUUUGUGCUUGCUGUAAUUAUGAUAUUUAUCACCUAUUAAUAGCUCUGUUAAAUAAUGUAUCGUGGCCCUGUUUUCAGUUGAUUCUUUGUUUUUUUGUGAAUCUAUAUUCCUACAUGACUACCUUGCUUAACCUUCUUUCAACAUAG